AAAACCAAAACCAUAAGCAUAACCAAAUCAGAAAAAAGAAGGCUGCAAGACUUGAGACAAGAAUUGGCAGGCAGGCAGCUCUUUGAAGUCGAGGUCUGUGGCAGUGUGUGCAUGAGUCUGUGUGUGUAUAGCUUGGUGUGCAGCAAAAAGUGUGAAAAAGCGCAAAAUAAAUAUUAAAAGCAAAACGUGCGUGGAUUAGAAAGCAUAACGCCAAAGUACAACAGCAACGCUAAUAGCAGAGCCAACACUCGACAACAACUACAACAUCAUCAAUCGUCCGGCAACAGAAUUGAAACAGCUGCUGCAGGAAGCCGCCGGCACAGACUGCGUGCCUCGUUUACUGUGCAGCCGUCCUCCACGCCUCGUUGUUCGUGUAGAUCUGGCGCCAAAGUUGUGCGGUGUGUGCACUUGACUGCAGCUUGAACCCAACACAACGAAAUGGCCAACAGGCGGGCACACGACACAGUCGCGAUCCUCGUCGGGCCGUCUGCAGGACAAUCCCUACAUGCGCAACAACAACACCAACCACAACAACUGCAACAGCAACAGCAAUGGAAACAGCAACAACAAAGACGGCGACAUGUAGGAAUCAGAAAAGGAAGCAUCUUCACUACUUUAUAUAAAACUUUCAAUAUGCUGGCGAUGAGCUGGAUUAUAAUCUCCGAUUUAUUGCUCACUGCACAUUGUCUCAAGGAUCUGAAGAUAUUCGUACCCGAAGCUGUCAUCAUGGGCAAUGCAGCGACAUUGUCUUGUCAAUACGAUUUGGAGCAGGCUGCGUUGUAUUCGGUCCGCUGGUACUUUGGCAACGAGGAAUUCUAUCGCUAUGUGCCGCGAGAGACGACGCCGACGCUUGUCUUCCCUGUUUCGGGCAUUAAUGUUGAUCUCACCAAUUCGGAUGCAACUUCAGUGACACUGAAAGGCGUGACACGUGAAUUGACGGGCAGCUAUCAAUGUGAGGUCUCCGAGGAUGCGCCGCUCUUCCACACGGACAUAAGGUCAGCGCACAUGCAGGUGAUUGAACUGCCCAAGGACGAUCCGGCCAUGCAGGUGGACAAGAAGGUGAUUUCGGAGAACGACAUGUUUAAAGCCGUCUGUACGGUGGGUCCCUCAUAUCCACCGGCCAACAUUACCUGGUACAUCAAUGGACGAAAGGUCUAUAAAACGCCGCUCCAGCGCAUCACACAAAACGCAUUCGAAGGCUCUGCCACCUACUCCUCGCUGGAGAUCUAUCCGCAGAGUCAAGUACUGCAAGGCUUCUUCCAUGCCAUGCCCAAGUAUCAGACGAGCAUAAUGCUGCUCUGCGAGGUCUCCAUACUGCAUGUCUUCCACAAGAGUGUGCAGCAACGCAUCGGGCUUAGCACAAUGCCGCCCACAACGAUUUCGCCCAAUUUGCUCGGCCUGGAGGGCUCCAAGCGCUACGUAAACGGUGAUCCAGACAAUUCGGCUCUAACGGGUGCGGCGCAGUGCAGUGUAGCCAGUAUCCUCACCCUGGCGCUGGUGACGCUAGCAGCCACGCAACUGUGACCAGGACGCAUGUAAAUGACAAACUGAAGGAGCAGAAAGGCAACAGCAACGGUGGCAGCAGCAGCAUCAGCAUCAGCAAAACAACAACAUCAGCCUCAAAGAGCGGAAAGUGUAAUGUAUAAUUAAAAAAUAACAAGAGCCAACCAAUAAAUAAAAGCGCGCAAUAUGCGCAAAUAAAAACAAAUAAAAAAAAUUGCAAAAAAAAUUAAAACAUAAUAUUGGAGGGGCAGCGUGGAUGCGAUCCACCUUCCACGUUUCGCCAUUUGCAGCCUUUCCAGUUGUUGUUGUUGCUGACGCCGUGCACUAAACAAACAAUGGCGUCGAGCCCCGGCAUUUAAAAAUAUUAACUGCAGUACAGUAAUUUAUUAAUUUGCGGCCGCGCUACAAAACGUUAGUAACUUUAAAAUAUUUUAAGUACAGCAAAGACAAAAAAAUUAGACAAAACAACUAAAAAGUAAGUGAAAACAUUUUGAAAAAAUGGAAAUUUCCCAAAGAUCCGUGCAACUUUGCUAUAAUAAGGAACAAGUACUCCAAAAAAUGAUGGCAUGAUAUGGAAGACGGAUAAAUAAAUUCGCAUUUAGCAUAAAAGUGGUUAAGACCGCAAUUUGAGGACGAGCAGAGAAGACACAGAAAUUGGAAGCUAAUUUGCAUAAAAAACAAUUAAUACCCUUAAGACAAAAAUAAUUACACACUAAGUACACCCUACCCUCCAAUACCCGCAGCCUAGAUACGUAAGUUAUGUAAAUAAUAUUUGUAAAAAUAACGACAACAAAUGACGACAAAAAUAACAUCAAAUCAAAACAGAUAAACAAAAACUAAUGUGCAGCCAGUCCGGUAGAAAAACAUGAAUUAAUGUUGAAAUGAAAAGGUAAUUAUGUAAUAAUAAUAAAACACAAUGAAAAAAGAGAAAUACUCGUACGUGUGUAGUUAAGUAACUGAG
Messenger RNA from Scaptodrosophila lebanonensis, 2464 nucleotides. RefSeq lists its product as uncharacterized. The transcript has 7 exons. Lineage: Eukaryota; Metazoa; Arthropoda; Insecta; Diptera; Drosophilidae. Bases 439 to 1524 code for a protein of 361 amino acids. The record is from RefSeq and is a predicted model, not a curated record.